AUAAGGUUGAGUUUUGAUAGCCAUCAAAGUAUCUUACCUUUUAGUGUUAAGAGAUCCCAAGUCUAUAAAUACAUAAGGAUCAGCGAGACCCCAGGUUUUGUUUGGACUUGUAGAACAUCUUCCAAACUUCUCUCUGAAAUCAGAUCUAGUUAAACACUUUCUAAAGUCCAGCCACCAUGCGCGGUUUCACUCUCACAGGCACAGUAGCCUGGCUACUCUCAUUUUCGACUUCAUAUGCGAAGUGGAUACAAAUUUCUGAUUGGGGCGAGAACCCGACACAUCUGGACAUGCAUGCAUACAUUCCCAGAAAUUUGCAGAGUUCGCCCGCCGUCCUUCUUGCCCUACACUAUUGUGGCGGAUCGGGGGCUCUGUAUCAUAAAAUGGCGAACUUUGACGCUUAUGCUGAGGCAAAGGGGUUUAUUGUAGUUUACCCAUCCACCAGAAUGGACGACAACUGCUGGGACGUUGCCUCGAAUAAGUCUCUCACAGUAGAUGGAGGAGGUGACAGCACUGGUCUGGCAAACAUGAUGAGGUACUUCAUCGAAGCGUAUAACGCAGACCCGAUGAGAAUCUAUGUUCAAGGCACGUCUUCUGGCUGUAUGAUGACGAACGUGCUCCUGGCCACUUAUCCGGACUUAUUCAUGGCCGGAUCUUGCUAUUCUGGUGUCCCAGCAGGCUGCCUGGCGGGCUCACCCGGAUCGAGCCCGCAGAGUGCUGAUUCCAAAUGCGCCAACGGCCAGAAUAUUAAGACGGGCGAGGAAUGGGCAAAGAUAGUCCGAGCUAUGAACCCAAGAUGGACCGGAGGAUAUCCCCGCCUGCAAACUUUCCAUGGUACCGCGGAUGAGUUUGUCAGUUAUAAAAACUUUGGAGAACAGCUGAAGCAGUGGUCGGCUAUCCAGGGUGUCGAGCUCACUCAGAAUAUUACGGAUAGGCCACAGGGAGGCUAUACUCAAAUGCUAUAUGGAGAUGGUGGUUACUUGGUUGGGAUUUCUGCUCACGACGUUGGCCAUGUGGUUCCUGUGAACCUAGAUGCCGACAUAAGGUGGUUUAAUCUAGGAGUUUGAUCUAGAUUCACGGCAAACUGGGAUGGUUUUCAUUUUCUGUUGGGAUCAGGUCAUGAACUACCUUGAGCAAGGCCCCUCUCUUGGUCUACCGAUGGUAGGAGCUGAUUUAUAUCUCCGACGGGCUGUAUUAGGAUAAGUUUUGCGGUAUGAUAAAUUAUUUCAUUUAAAGAUCAAAGCGUGGUUUUCUAGAUUUGUUGAUUUGAGUGUAGUUAUGGUGGACCAUUAGUGCAACUGUGCCAAAAUUAAUAAAAU
Daldinia loculata is the source of this 1316-nucleotide messenger RNA. RefSeq names its product carbohydrate esterase family 1 protein. The record is from RefSeq and is a predicted model, not a curated record. Gene Ontology annotation, cellular component: extracellular region. Lineage: Eukaryota; Fungi; Ascomycota; Sordariomycetes; Xylariales; Hypoxylaceae. Bases 177 to 1064 code for a protein of 295 amino acids. The transcript has 3 exons. Gene Ontology annotation, molecular function: hydrolase activity.